AUGGAAGAGCUGAAGGAGCUCAUCCAAGACCUUCCAAACAGCGCCCUCAUAAGACGAAUCAUCGAACAGAUUCAGAAUCUGGAGAAGAAUGUGGAAAACAAUGUCGAGAAAGCCCAAAACGAGAUCGUUGAAAAGAUGACCACAUUGAGCGCGGCGAUGGACGAGGCAGAGACUUUGGCUAAAACAACAAAGACUCAGGCCCGUUCAAGCGGCAAGGAAAUCCUACGAAAGAUUGGCGAAAUCUACAUGAGACUCGAGAGCUACACGGCGCUAACAACCGAGACUCGGGACGUGUGGGAGGACAAAUGGAGGCAAUUUAUUGACGACUUCAAGAACUGUCUCACUCCCUUCGCGACGAAACAAGAGCUGCAAGAUGCCAGGGACAAUCUUUCUUCGGCUUUGGGUGGCUUACCUCGAUUCGACGUCGCUCAGCUAUCUAGGAUAGAAAUGACCACCACUCAAUCCCACGAAACAGGUGUGCAGAUGUUGACAGACGGCACCAAGAUCUUGACUGAGCUUGUCAAGCAAGUCGGCAGUCUUGAAGAAACAGUUUUGCGAAUGGGACAGACUCUUGAACGACACACAGACGAGCUUUCCGAGGCCAAGGGAACCGAGUUGGCGAACAAUCGCUUAUUCCACGAAACUCGACUUCACGACAAGGAAGAAGAAAUCUCCCGCAUUCGAGACGAACACAAGACCAACCUGGAAGCCAUCAAGGAGCAAUACCAAGGUCAACUCGUCAAACAGAACCAAAUUGGACGCCAGCGAAAAGACUUCAACACUCAGCUCGAGUCAAAGGAAAGAGAAUUAUCAUUUCUGCAUGAAGAAUACCAAGGUCGACUGGAUGCCAAGGACGAAGAGCUAGACCGUCUCCAGAGGGAAGUUUCAUCAAGCCUCGAGUCCAACACAAGGGCUAUCCAACAGAUUCAACAGGAACACGACAUGACCCUCGAUAGUAAAGAUCGAGAGAUCGAGCUCUUGCGGAGCUCGCUCGGUGACCUACGUCAGAGUGUGAAAGUUAGAGAUGACCUGGUUUCUGCGCUGAAAGAGAGCAAAACGUCCUCCGACAACCAGCUGCAAGCGCUUCGGGACCUUCAAGCGCGAGAUGGAAAUACCCUCCGACAGAUGGGCGAGCUCCAAGUACAGGCAUAA
Molecule: messenger RNA, 1152 nt
Organism: Fusarium coffeatum
Lineage: Eukaryota; Fungi; Ascomycota; Sordariomycetes; Hypocreales; Nectriaceae
Exons: 2
Coding region: 1-1152 (383 amino acids)
Source: RefSeq, a predicted model, not a curated record